Messenger RNA from Ananas comosus (pineapple), 366 nucleotides. RefSeq names its product TPD1 protein homolog 1-like. The transcript is spliced from 2 exons. Bases 1 to 366 code for a protein of 121 amino acids. The record is from RefSeq and is a predicted model, not a curated record. Lineage: Eukaryota; Viridiplantae; Streptophyta; Magnoliopsida; Poales; Bromeliaceae. Gene Ontology annotation, biological process: cell fate determination.
AUGACAAACUUUAAAAGGGCUGGAGCAGGCACGGGAAUAAAUCAUAUAGGGGAUGAAUGCAGUAGUCUAGAUGACAUCGUUGUGCAGCAGGGCCCAGGAAAGCCGCUACCAAACGGGAUCCCAACGUACACAGUGGUAGUGCUAAAUGCGUGCGUCCAGGAAUGUGCCAUCUCACAAAUCCACCUCAGUUGUGGGUGGUUCAGCUCAGCCCGAGAAAUCAACCCACGCAUCUUUCGUCGACUUGGCUACAACGAUUGCCUCGUCAACGACGGCCGCCCUCUCGCCAAUGGCUUCUCCAUCUCCUUCCAAUACGCCAACUCUUUUCCCUACCGCCUUGCCGUCUCUAAUGCCACAUGCCACUCCUAG